AUGGUAGACACGAAUUUCACUCCCGACACGCACCUCGCGCUUAUCACCGGCGCUACAGGUGGCAUUGGCCGCGCGACCUGCCAUGCACUCGCCCGCCUGGGUAUCUCUGUAGCCGCACAUUUCAACGCAGCCAAGGAUGACGCCGAAGUAUUAGUCCAGGAACUGACAGAACAGUACCAAGUCCGAGCUGCGUGCUUCCAGGCCGAUCUCGGCGACUACGAUGCCGUCCACCGCCUCCACGCCUCAGUUGUCGCCACGCUCGGGCACCCUAAUAUCCUAUUCCUCAAUGCCGGCACCACCGGUGGCGUAUCCGGCGUCAAGAACCUCACCGAGGUCCCCUUUGAUGUCUUCGAGCAAACAUGGCGCAUCAACUGCGGCUCUAACAUCCUCCUCACACAACUUUGCCUUCCAGCUCUAACUCUGGCCCGGAGCGGUACCACCGCGACGGAGCCCUGGGGCCGCAUCAUCUUCAACUCCAGCGCCGCCGCCUUCACCGGCGGCCUCGUCGGCCCGCACUACGCCUCGUCGAAAUCCGCGCUGCACGGCCUCAUCCACUGGCUCGCCGCCAGCGUGGCCUCGCGGGGCAUCACCGUCAACGGUAUCGCGCCCGCGCUGAUCGAGGGCACCAAGAUGCUGCCGGGGGCGAAGGAGGAGUUGAGGAAGAAAGUGCCGGUCGGGAGGCUGGGGACGGGGGAGGAGGUGGCGGAGACGGUGGUGUGGAUGGUGAGGAAUGGUGAGUUUCUACUCCGUACUCCUGUCCUGGCUUUGGUGCGAUUUGGGGCUUUUGUUCUCAGGUUUGAUUAG
Cyphellophora europaea CBS 101466 is the source of this 804-nucleotide messenger RNA. RefSeq lists its product as uncharacterized. The record is from RefSeq and is a predicted model, not a curated record. The transcript is spliced from 4 exons. Gene Ontology annotation, molecular function: oxidoreductase activity, acting on the CH-OH group of donors, NAD or NADP as acceptor. Bases 1 to 804 code for a protein of 267 amino acids. Lineage: Eukaryota; Fungi; Ascomycota; Eurotiomycetes; Chaetothyriales; Cyphellophoraceae.